This is a messenger RNA of Canis lupus familiaris (dog), 4213 nucleotides long. It is a transcript of the gene BBS9, whose product is annotated as Bardet-Biedl syndrome 9. Gene Ontology annotation, cellular component: BBSome; membrane. Gene Ontology annotation, biological process: cilium assembly. The record is from RefSeq and is a predicted model, not a curated record. The coding region runs from base 1616 to 3811 and encodes 731 amino acids. Lineage: Eukaryota; Metazoa; Chordata; Mammalia; Carnivora; Canidae. The transcript has 19 exons.
GCAGGCGCCAAACCGCUGCGCCACCCAGGGAUCCCCUUACUAGGUCAAUUCUAACUGCCUCUACAUUUUCUUCUAGUAUGUUCCUCCCUGCCACCCUCUGCCCCAAGAAACCUUAUCUACUGUUACCUUUGACCUCUGUUAUUACCUAUUUUCAGUUUAGGAUGCAUCCUACUUCUAUCAUGAAAUCUUUCCCAAGAUGUUUGCUGUAAUGAAGCUCUUUGAUUUUCUGUAGUACUUAGUCUGUUUCACAUCAUUUAGAGGUUAUAUGUUAACUUAUAUUAAUUUUUAAAAUGGGUCCAGUAUGGUGUAAUGGAGCCUCCUUGGGAACAUGUAUAGUAUAAUGGAGUGAGAUAGACUUCUAUUUGAAUACUAGCUCUGUCAUUUUCCAACUCUUUGGCAUUAGGCAAAUUAUUAUUUUUAAAAGAUUUUAUUUAUUUACUUACCUAUUUUAGAGAGAGAGAGAAGAGCAUGCAUGAGUGACAUGAGGGGCAGAGGGAGAGGGAGAAGGAGAAGAAGGAGAGAAUCCUAAUUAGUCUCUGUGCUGAUUAUGGAGCUUGCUGCAGGGCUCGGUCUCAUGACCCUGAGAUCAUGACCUGAGCUGAAACCAAGAGUUGGAUGUUUAACCGACUGAGCCACCCAGGCAUCAGCCCUUGGCAAAUUAUUUAAACUCUGUGGGUUUCAGUUUUCUCAUGUAUUAAGUGGAACUGACUACCUUUAGAGUUAAUAAAGAUUAUAGCUAGUAUGCUGGGUAAAUGUUUAGCACAAAGGCAGGAAUAUAACAAGUGCUCAGUAAAUGUCAGUAGUAGUUUUUAUUCCUGUUGUAUAUUUCUUACAGCUCCUAAUAUAAUAUUUGAGCAUGUGGUAAGGUCUCUGAGUAUGGUUCAGGGCUAGGUCAUUUAAAUAGCUCCUGAAAUCCUAUCACUUUUAUGAAGGCUUCCUGUUGGCUCUGUUCUGUCAGAACUACAAAACUUUCAUGGCUUCUCUAGACUGUUCUUUCUGUUUCCAUUAUCUGUAAGGGGAGCCUUUGGUAUGUAUUCUGAAGUGGCUUCCAAAGCAAUGAUUUGAAGGAUUUAUUUAUUUAUUUUUGAGUAAUGUUUUGGAUUGAUCCCUACAUUUUUCUAAACGUCAGCAGCUGGGAUUGUAAUAAAUAAAGCAUUUUUCACAUACUUCAAAUGCAGUAUGUGAAGCACAUAGAAUAAAAUCUCAGCCAGUCUGAGCUUCAGAUGAAUAAAUUAUUUUGCCUAGCUUACUUUAGUUCAACAGAUAUUUAUUAGUGUAUCUCCUAUAUGCCAGGCAUUUUAUAGUUGUUGGAUUUACAAAGAUAAGUAAGACAUGGUUCCUGCCUUUGAGUUUAGUGUAGAGUGAGCAAGAGACACAAACAGAUUAUUUCAAUUGAUGAUUAGUUGUAAGAUAAAGGUGAGGAAGGGACUCUGUGAAUAACACAUGGAGGGUGGUUGAGGGGGAAGAUGAGCCUAAGCAUGUCAUGUCUCUUAGAGGACAAAUGGGUUGAUCCGCUUGUUUCAGGGACAGAGAUCUAACUCAAAGUGGCUUCAACAUUUAUGGGAAUUUAUUGCCUACAAAGUUCCCAGGUCGAGAUUUAAUUUGUAUCCAGUCAAUGGAUGGGAUGCUGAUGGUGUUUGAGCAGGAAAGCUAUGCUUUUGGGAGAUUUCUCCCUGGUUCUCUUUUACCUGGCCCUCUUGCUUACAGUUCCCGUACAGAUUCCUUCAUUACUGUCUCUUCCUGCCAACAAGUGGAAAGUUACAAGUACCAAGUACUUGCUUUUGCAACGGAUGCAGAUAAAAGACAGGAGACUGAACAACAAAAACUUGGUUCUGGAAAAAGACUUGUUGUGGACUGGACUCUAAAUAUUGGAGAGCAAGCCCUUGAUAUAUGUAUUGUCUCUUUCAAUCAGUUAGCAUCUUCUGUUUUUGUUCUUGGUGAAAGAAACUUUUUUUGCCUUAAGGAUAAUGGACAGAUUCGAUUCAUGAAGAAACUUGAUUGUAGCCCAAGUUGUUUUCUCCCUUAUUGCUCAGUUUCUGAAGGAACAAUGAAUACUUUGAUUGGAAACCAUAAUAACAUGUUGCAUAUUUAUCAGGAUGUGACACUGAAGUGGGCCACUCAGCUUCCCCACAUUCCGGUAGCAGUAAGAGUGGGCUGUUUACAUGAUUUAAAGGGAGUGAUAGUCACUCUGAGUGAUGAUGGUCACUUGCAGUGUUCAUACCUGGGGACAGACCCUUCUUUGUUCCAAGCUCCAAAAGUUGAAUCUAGAGAACUACACUAUGAUGAACUUGAUAUAGAAUUGAAAGAACUUCAGAAAAUCAUCAAAGAUGUUAAUAAAUCACAAGGUAUUUGGCCCGUGACUGAGAGAGAAGAUGAUUUGAAAGUUUCUGCCAUGGUUUCUCCUAAUGUUGAUUCAGUGUCUCAAGCUACUGAUGUUGAAGUGGGAAUUGACCUUAUCCCUUCAGUCACAGUUAAGGUCACAUUGCAGAAUCGACUGGCAUUACAAAAAGCCAAAUUAUCAGUCUAUGUGCAACCACCUUUAGUAUUGACUUGUGACCAGUUCACCUUUGAAUUUAUGGCACCAGAGAUGAGUAGAACAGUAGCCUUUUCUGUUUAUCUGAAAGGGAGUUAUACACCACCUGAAUUGGAAGGAAAUGCUGUUGUCUCAUAUUCCAGACCAUCAGAUCGAAAUCCUGAUGGCAUUCCUCGGGUUAUCCAAUGUAAAUUUAGACUUCCUCUGAAAUUAAUCUGUCUACCAGGUCAGCCUUCAAAAACUGCAAGCCACAAACUAACUAUUGAUACCAACAAAUCUCCAGUUAGUCUUCUCAGUCUCUUUCCAGGCUUUGCCAAUCAGUCAGAAGAUGAUCAGGUGAAUAUAAUGGGUUUUCGCUUCUUAGGAGGUUCCCGAGUUACUCUUCUUGCUUCAAAAACCUCUCAACGAUAUCGCAUUCAGAGUGAACAAUUUGAAGAUCUUUGGCUCAUAACAAAUGAACUUAUUAUCCGCCUUCAAGAAUACUUUGAAAAACAGGGAAUCAAAGAUUUUGCCUGUUCUUUUUCUGGAUCUAUGCCCCUUCAAGAAUAUUUUGAGUUGAUUGAUCAUCAUUUUGAGUUGCGGAUAAAUGGUGAAAAAUUAGAAGAACUCUUAUCUGAAAGAGCAGUACAAUUUCGAGCCAUUCAACGCCGACUAUUAACAAGGUUCAAAGAUAAAACACCUGCCCCCCUCCAACACCUGGACACCUUGCUAGAUGGAACUUAUAAGCAGGUAAUCGCUCUAGCAGAUGCAGUAGAGGAAAACCAAGACAAUCUGUUCCAGUCAUUCACCAAGCUGAGAAGUGCCACCCAUCUGGUGAUUCUGCUGAUUGGGCUGUGGCAGAAGCUUAGUCCUGACCAGGUUGCUAUUCUAGAAGCAGCAUUUCUGCCACUGCAGCAGGACACUCAAGAAUUGGGCUGGGAAGAAACAGUGGAUGCCGCCAUUUCCCACCUCUUGAAGACUUGCCUAUCAAAGAGUUCAAAGGAGCAGGCUUUGAACCUUAGCAGCCAGCUGAAUAUACCCAAAGACACAAGUCGACUGAAGAAACAUAUCACCCUGCUCUGUGAUAGAUUAGCCAAAGGAGGACGUCUCUGCUUAAGUACGGAUGCAACAGCUCCGCAGAUCAUGGUCAUGCCAGGUGGCUGUACUACCAUCCCAGAAUCAGACUUAGAGGAAAGAUCAAUCGAGCAAGACUCCACUGAAUUGUUUACCAACCACAAACACCUCAAUUUAGAAACACCUCUGCCUGAAGUUUUACCCCUUCAAGGACUCUCGGAAUAGUUCAAGUAGAGUUGUCUGGAAGAGAGGAAGAUGGCCUUCCCAAGGCUGAUCCUGUGUGGGCCUCAUGCCAAGUGCAGAUGUAGGAUGGGCCCAGGUGCUUCUCCAUCUCACCUGCUUGGAAAUGAUAGACAUGGGGAUUGUUAUUUUUUAUUUUUUAUUUUUAUUUUUUUUUUUUGCUAGGAGAACUUGUAAUACCAUAGGCAGGUCAGGAAAAGAUAUUGCUGCUUUUUGGUCUUCUGUAUGUUUAUAGCCAUUGGAUAUAGUGAAAGGACAUCUUUUGGGGACAGAUUUUAUAAUGCAGAGACCUAGAUCCAAAGUAAUUUGAUACCCCUUUUUUUUUUCACAGAAAUCUUAUAUAGUAAAUGUAUCAAAUUUAAUAAAGCAUCUCAUUGUCCAACAAUA